Chenopodium quinoa (quinoa) is the source of this 2677-nucleotide messenger RNA. RefSeq names its product GTPase HflX-like. The record is from RefSeq and is a predicted model, not a curated record. Gene Ontology annotation, molecular function: GTP binding; ribosome binding. The transcript is spliced from 6 exons. Gene Ontology annotation, cellular component: cytoplasm. Bases 743 to 1171 code for a protein of 142 amino acids. NCBI's taxonomy places the organism in Eukaryota, Viridiplantae, Streptophyta, Magnoliopsida, Caryophyllales, Amaranthaceae.
AGAGCUGGCACCGGUUCGCCUUAAACCGGUGCCAACUAUGUUAAUUAGCACCGGUUCAAACCGGUGCCAUAUUUGAGUAGAAAAAACCCGGGUUAGGUUAUUCGUGCGUUUUUCUUUUUCAAUUCCUUUUCCUCUGUAACUUGCUUCUCCUUUCUCCUUCUACCUUUCCCCAUUUCCCUCUUGACUCCACUACUUCCACCACUGCGCACCCCUUUCCACCGCCACCACACUCUAUCUUCAUUCUUCACGGCGUCAAGGUGAUGUGACGGUGGUCGCGAUUGGUUGUUGGAAUUUUAGAGUUUCAGGUGGCAAUUUGGUUGAGUUUUUGUUAUUUUAGUUUUGAAAUUAGGGCUUUGGUUGAUUGUGGUUAUGGGUAUCCGAUUUUUAGUUGUUUUUAGAUGGAUUUUUGGUUGAUUUUAGAUGGAUUUGUUGUGGGAUGCAAUUCCUUGGUAUUUUUGUUGUGGUUUUGAAUACCUAAUUGGUUGAACUCUUCACUCUGGUCUACGCCUCCUCCUUCUUCUUUUGCUACCACCAUCUCUCUCCUCCGCCCAUCGUCCGCCCUCCGUCGCCGGUUCGACCUCCAUCCCCACCUCCUUCGCCGCCGGACUCCAAUGGCAUUUCCACUUCCUCUGCUUCUCCUUCUCCUUCUCCUACCCCCGAGGAGAUUUCUCGCCAUGCUCAGCUCUCACUCGAGCUGUCGAAGAAGAUCAUCAACAUCAGAGAAAUCAGGAGGUUAGCAUCCAUGGGUCUUCCUGAUGCUCCUGCCAUCCGCUCUACUGUCUGGAAGCUUCUGCUGGGGUAUUUGCCCAUUGAUCGAGCAAUGUGGCCCUCUGAAUUAGCAAACAAGAGGUCUCAAUACAACCAUUUCAAGGAUGACCUCUUGAUGUCUCCCGUUCUUGCUGAAAAAGCUUAUAUUGUGGGUGUGGAGCAAAAAGGUAUUAAAGUGGAUUCUUUUGGAAUAGAAGAAUCUCUGAAAGAAUUGGCUCAACUAGCUGACACAGCAGGUCUUCAGGUUGUUGGCUCUACCUAUCAAAAGCUUGCUGCUCCAAAUCCAAGAACAUAUAUUGGCUCAGGCAAGGUUUCUGAGAUCAAGAGUGCAAUUCAUGCAUUUGAUGUUGAAACAGUGAUAUUUGAUGAUGAGCUCUCACCAGGAUACAUUUCAAGCCCGUAAGAAGCUGCCUUUGGUUCCAAAUUCUAGGGUAGUACAACAUACCUUGCAGAAUGCAGAUGGUUUGGGAACAGAAACUAGUGAUUCGAUUAGCGUAAAUGUGAAUGAAUUGGAUUCCUUUGGUGCAGGACUACAGAAUGAAAUUGGUGAAUACAAUUGCUUCUUAAAUGUGAUCAUUCAGGUUUGUAACAUAACUCAUUUUUCAUUAUUCUUGACUUCAUGCUGCCUGCAGCUAUUUUGGCCUGAUUUUUUCAAGUGGCUUGUCGUAGUCCCUAUGGCAUCUAAAACGGUUCCGGGAAGAGUUUUUGAGGAGAUCGCCUUCUGAGCAUGUUCAUGUAUGCUGAAAGUUUUAAUCUUAUUAAGUUUGCUGAAUGUAUGCUGUGUUUUAAUCUUAUUAAGAUUGCUGAAUGUAUGCUGCAUUUUAAUCUUAUAGAGAUUGCUGAAUAUAUACAAUGACCCUGAUCGUUUAAUUUAGGUCCAUGUCAUCUGUUGGUUGUUGCCCUACUGUUCCAUUUUGAACUUCAUCUUUACCAUGCAUUCAGUGUGUAAUUGAUGUUAGCGCGUUGAAAUCUCAGUAAAUAAACUUGAAAGAUGGUUGAUGUUCUAUUUAUUCAUUUUUAUGCCGAUGACCUGCUCUAUUGUCUUACCUCGAGCUUCUUCUUGACCCUAUGUGCUUGAUAUUAUAUGAGUGACAUUGCCUGGUGUUUUCGCCUUCUUUCAAGGCCAGCUGUUUGAAGUGGUUUUUAAUUAUUGAGAUAAAUGAACUUGAAAGAUGGUUGAUGUAUCUCCUGUGAGCAAGAUCUUUUUCAUUUUGUGUCUUCACCUCUGUUAUACUACCUUGAACAAGUUCGGUAAUUUACGCGUCACAUUGCUUGUGUUGUUGUUUUUGCAUUCUUUUCUAGUCUGUUUUGUCUAUUGUGUGCUGCUGCAGGCUGUGUUCUACUGUGAUGCUGAGCUAGUCAGUGUGGUGGGAUUGUUUGACUGUUCAUGUGCCUGCUCAGAGCUUCUGUUUUUUCUGUCCCUGCUGGUUUGCUAUGGUCUGUCUUUCUGCUGGCCUGUUGUGUAGCUGUUUUGCGUUCAUGAGCUUGGUUCUGAUGUGGUGGCUACUGUGCUGGUGUCUUUGCUCUGGUGCAGUUUGUGUUUCUAUGACCCUGGGACUGUUCUGCUAUGGUUCAGAUUGCUAUGAUGCUGUUUGCGUUUGGUCUGGUCAGUUUUUUAGUAGCGGUUUUGCUGAUUUGCUUUGCUCUGAUUCUGUGUUGCUAAGUGCUAGGUUUUAUGGGCUGAUCCUUGAAGCUUUCUGCUCAGCUGGUGCUGUCUAACUGCUGUUCUUCAAGGACCUACUGGUGCCUGCUCUGCACUGGUUGGGCUGCUGGUUUUGGUGUUGUACAGUAGUGGUGUGGUUUGGUGUUGCUGUUUUGGUGGGCUCCGAGGUUGUAAUAUUAUUUUUUUUUUUGGACGAAAAUUGUAAUAUUACAGCCUUUUUUAAUGAAAAUAUGUAACUUUAUAUAU